AGAGGCAUCCACAAUUACACGGGGAAUGUUUUCCUAGAGAUGUCAGCCUACAAAGGACACAAUCUCUCUUCUUCAAAUUCCUCCCCAAAAUGUCCUUUCCCAACAGCUCUCCUGCUGCUAAUACUUUUUUAGUAGAUUCCUUGAUCAGUGCCUGCAGGAGUGACAGUUUUUAUUCGAGCAGCGCCAGCAUGUACAUGCCACCACCUAGCGCAGACAUGGGGACCUAUGGAAUGCAAACCUGUGGACUGCUCCCGUCUCUGGCCAAAAGAGAAGUGAACCACCAAAAUAUGGGUAUGAAUGUGCAUCCUUAUAUACCUCAAGUAGACAGUUGGACAGACCCGAACAGAUCUUGUCGAAUAGAGCAACCUGUUACACAGCAAGUCCCCACUUGCUCCUUCACCACCAACAUUAAGGAAGAAUCCAAUUGCUGCAUGUAUUCUGAUAAGCGCAACAAACUCAUUUCUGCUGAGGUCCCUUCGUACCAGAGGCUGGUCCCUGAGUCCUGUCCCGUUGAGAACCCCGAGGUUCCUGUCCCUGGAUAUUUUAGACUGAGUCAGACCUACGCCACCGGGAAAACCCAAGAGUACAAUAACAGCCCCGAAGGCAGCUCCACAGUCAUGCUCCAGCUCAACCCUCGCGGCGCGGCCAAGCCGCAGCUCUCGGCCGCCCAGCUGCAGAUGGAAAAGAAGAUGAACGAGCCAGCGAGUGGCCAGGAGCCCACCAAAGUCUCCCAGGUGGAGAGCCCUGAAGCCAAGGGCGGUCUUCCGGAAGAGAGGAGCUGCCUGGCAGAGGUCUCCGUGUCCAGUCCCGAAGUACAGGAGAAGGAAAGCAAAGAGGAAAUCAAGUCUGAUACUCCAACCAGCAAUUGGCUCACUGCAAAGAGUGGCAGAAAGAAGAGGUGCCCUUACACUAAGCACCAAACGCUGGAAUUAGAAAAAGAGUUCUUGUUCAAUAUGUACCUCACCCGCGAGCGCCGCCUAGAGAUCAGUAAGAGCGUUAACCUCACCGACAGGCAGGUCAAGAUUUGGUUUCAAAACCGCCGAAUGAAACUCAAGAAGAUGAGCCGAGAGAACCGGAUCCGAGAACUGACCGCCAACCUCACCUUCUCUUAGGUCCGAGGCCUGUCAGAGGCUAGGAUCGGAGACGGGCGCCGAGUUCCAGGGCCGAGUGCUGGAGGACUGGGAAGGCGGAAACAAAACCUUCAAUGCUCUUUGUUUUUUGAAUUUUUUUUUUUCCUGCUAGAAUGUGACUUUGGGGUCAUUCUGUUCGUGCUGCAAGUGAUCUGUAAUCCCUAUGAGUAUAUAUAUAUAUAUAUAUAUAAAAAACUAGCACGUGUAAUUUAUUAUUUUUUUUCAUCGUAAUGCAGGGUAACUAUUACUGCGCAUUUUCAUUUGGCUCUUAACUUAUUGGAACUGUAGAGCAUCCAUCAAUCCACUCGUCCAUCCAGCAAUGUGACUUUUUCAUGUUUUUCCUAACACAAAAGGUCUGUGUGUGUGGUUAGUCCAUGAGCUCAUGGCGUUUUGAAUACAUCCAGUACUUAAAAGUACUUAAAUUACAUAUAUAUUUAAAAAGAUUAAAACCCACAAGCUUUGGGGGGAGGGGGACUAAAAAAGCACAUUACAAUGUAUCUUUUUGCAAAUGAGUUUAGCAGUUGUCCUUGGUGAGAUGGAAUAUUGACUGACUUUGCCUUGUAGCCUUAUCCUUGUGGUGCAUCUGUGGUUUGGUAGAAGUACAACAGCAACCUGUCCUUUCUGUGCAUGUUCUGGUCGCAUGUAAAAUGCAAUAAACUCUGGAAACGA
Capra hircus (goat) is the source of this 1799-nucleotide messenger RNA. It is a transcript of the gene HOXD10, whose product is annotated as homeobox D10. The coding region runs from base 90 to 1112 and encodes 340 amino acids. Gene Ontology annotation, molecular function: DNA-binding transcription factor activity, RNA polymerase II-specific; RNA polymerase II cis-regulatory region sequence-specific DNA binding. The transcript is spliced from 2 exons. Lineage: Eukaryota; Metazoa; Chordata; Mammalia; Artiodactyla; Bovidae. Gene Ontology annotation, cellular component: nucleus. Gene Ontology annotation, biological process: regulation of transcription by RNA polymerase II. The record is from RefSeq and is a predicted model, not a curated record.